This is a messenger RNA of Kalmanozyma brasiliensis GHG001, 969 nucleotides long. Its product is annotated as NADP-dependent oxidoreductase domain protein. Bases 1 to 969 code for a protein of 322 amino acids. NCBI's taxonomy places the organism in Eukaryota, Fungi, Basidiomycota, Ustilaginomycetes, Ustilaginales. Gene Ontology annotation, molecular function: oxidoreductase activity. The transcript is spliced from 4 exons. The record is from RefSeq and is a predicted model, not a curated record.
AUGUCCAAGGCUACUGCUAGCGGUAUCACUGCCGGAAACAUCUCCACCCAGCGCGUCAAGCUCAACAACGGCCAGGAGAUCCCCCAGGUCGCCCUCGGUGUCUACAAGGCCCCCAACGAUGGCUCCACCGAGAACGCCUGCAAGUGGGCUUUCGACGCUGGCUACCGUCACAUUGACUCUGCCGCUCGUUACAUGAACGAGGAGUCCGUCGGCCGUGCUGUUGCCGAGUGGACCAAGGCUAACAACGUGCCCCGCUCCGAGAUCUUCAUCACCUCCAAGCUCUGGGAUGCUGACCACGACAAGGCCGCCGCUGCCGUCGAGGACUCGCUCAAGAAGCUCCAGCUCGAGUACAUGGACAUGUACCUCAUGCACUCGCCCGGUACCAUGGGCGCCGAGAAGCGUCUCGAGGCCUGGAAGGCGCUUGAGGAGGCCGUCGACGCCGGCAAGAUCAAGACCAUCGGUGUCUCGAACUUCGACGUUGAGGAGCUCGACCACCUGCUCGCCAACUGCCGCAUCAAGCCCGCCGUCAACCAGAUUGAGUCGCACCCCUUCUUCGCCCACGAGGAGCUCCGUGAGGCAUGCUUCGAGCGUGGCAUCCACAUCCAGGCCUACUCGCCCAUGGCCCAGGGCCAGGCCCUCGACCGCCCCGAGAUCAAGGCUAUCGCCACCAAGCACGGCAAGACCCCCGCCCAGAUCUUGCUCCGAUGGGGUGUCCAGCACGGAAACAUCAUCCUUCCCAAGAGUCUGACCAAGCACCGCAUUGAGGGCAAUGCCCAGCUCUUCGACUUCUCGCUUGACAACGACGACAUGGACGCUCUUGAUGGCAUGGAUGAAGGUCUCAAGGUCGGAAAAUUGGGUCCUGCAGGCACUUCGCAGCCCCCUUCGCCCGGCGGAACCCGCCCUGGCUCGCGCCGCUCGUCCGGCUCCGGCGGUCUCUCUGGCAACAAGCUCCAGAUGUCGUCGUCGUAA